This is a messenger RNA of Scomber japonicus (chub mackerel), 2318 nucleotides long. RefSeq names its product N-terminal asparagine amidase (gene ntan1). The record is from RefSeq and is a predicted model, not a curated record. Bases 148 to 1164 code for a protein of 338 amino acids. NCBI's taxonomy places the organism in Eukaryota, Metazoa, Chordata, Actinopteri, Scombriformes, Scombridae. Gene Ontology annotation, biological process: ubiquitin-dependent protein catabolic process. The transcript is spliced from 9 exons. Gene Ontology annotation, molecular function: protein-N-terminal asparagine amidohydrolase activity. Gene Ontology annotation, cellular component: nucleus.
CAACCUUCCAGGAAGUGCAAGCUGUACCAGUAAAGCGAUAUGUGCAGCCUGGAAUAAAUAUAAAAAAAGAUAUAAAAAUAUGAAGUAACUGGUCUUUAUGUUAGUAUGGUAAACUGUUGACUUUUAAAGUGAAUCUAGAGCAGGGAAAUGCCUUUGUUUGUUCAAAAAAGAGGAGUUGACUGCUUAACCUCGUCAGCGGAACUCUUCGACAGAUACCCACAUUUGCAGGAAAAUGCACGAGCAUUUCGUUCCAAGCCAUUCGUUGACGUUGACCCAAAGUGCCUCCUGUACGUCCAACAAAGAGAGUUUGCUGCAACAACACCAGCAGACAAUUGUGUUUCAGUCAUUGGAUCUGAUGAUGCCACCACCUGCCAUUUGGUUGUGCUGCGACACACCGGUAGUGGAGCUGUUUGCAUUGCUCACUGUGAUGGCUCCAGCACCUGGUCUGAAGUCCCGCUCCUUGUGAAAACUGUCACAUCAUUGAGUAACGUCAGUAAGGAGGGCAGACUUGAGCUCCAUCUUGUCGGGGGAUUUAACGAUGAGUCGAAGACAUCUCAUAAACUCAGCCUUAGCAUAUUGGCAGCCUUCCACAAACAGAAAGAAGAUAUUCAUCUGGAAACAUGUUGCAUCACAGGUGAUUUUGAUAUGACUUGUUUCAUGUUGUUCAGAAAUAUCUCAGCAGCUCUUCCUUCACCUAACCCAACCCAACUGUUUUCUGUCAUUGCAGAAAUGAAUGACAUUGUUGUCGAGGGAACUAAUAGACCCGUAAUAUAUGGGAUAGGUGUAAAUGUUAAAACAGGAGAAGUGUUCCCUGCCUCAUUUCCUCAGAAAGGACCUGCAGAGGAGCUGCGUUCAGCACGGACCUUCACUGGGGGACAGAUGGCUGAGAUAUACGACUCAAGCCGGGGACUUGUUAAAGUCGGCCCUUGCAAAUGGUCUCCCAACCUGGAUAUUGCCUUCUGGUUGGCACAAGAUGAUGAUACAAUCUUAAAGUACUUGUCCACCUCUCCAAUGGCUGAACCACCCCACUUUGUCCAGCACAUGAAGUCUACCAUCCAGUUCCUUUUACAUCACCCCAAUUCUGACAGUCUGUUCCCCGGGGGUCAGCCACAGCUCUACCACAGGACUGAGCGGGGGGACUGGGAGAGGGUUGUGCAGUCGUAGAGCCCCGGUACCUCCUUCCAAUAAUUCUUAACAAGGAACCUGACUGUUUUUGCCUCUCAGCUUAAUGGAUACACUGUGACCCAUCCGCCCGCUGUCUGUUUUAUGUUCAUCGUGUCUUAACGUGGGGGUUAACCCCUGACUGGACCUUACGUGUGAUGAAUGGCUCUCCUGACUCAUCUGGCUGGCCCAGUAGAGAGAGUAAAUGAAGUACAAGUGAUUCUGCUCAUGCCUGUUACAGUUUCCCUUCUUGUGAGGUGGUAUAAAGUCUGCACCUUAACACCACAUCUUGUGUUGCAGCAAGUCAAAGUUAAUGUUUUGAUUGACUGGGCAAAUUAUUAACAUUGUUGUCUUAUUAUAUUUUUAGCCCAUUAACUACAACUGCUGGUCUUUUUCCAGUUUUUAUAUUGAUUUCCUACUUUACAUACUGUCAUUGUUCUCUUUAUACCUGUACAGAUUGAAAAUCAACUUGCAAAAUUCAUUUAAUUCACUUUAUAUUUUUGUCAGCCACGUACUAUCUGUUACUGUUUUGCCAGAAAAUCAAACCUUAUCUAUCUCAAGAAAAUUUCAUCCUAUGAAAAACAUCUUAAAAACAAUACAUUUCUAGGGUAUGAAAUGACAGAUCAUUCUAAAUAUAUGCACAAUAUGUAGUUAAUGGGCUAAAACAUUUAAAACUAUCUGUAUGGCCCUUUUUUAAAAUGUAGAGUUUGGCCUAAUGAAAAUACCAUAAGGCAUAAAUGUGUUUUGACACUUUGUUGAACACAUUGAAGAGAAUACAAAGUACAUGACUGUGCUCUGCUGAGACACUGAGCAGACAAAUGCCCCUUCCUGAUGAGUGGAAUAUGCAGCUUCAUCACAUGCUCUACAUACUGCUGUAUACUCAGCUAUGAAUGUGUGUUUAUCUGCAUGUGUAAAUGUGUACAGUGCUCUUCUGCAAGGAUGGGUUCUUGACAAAUGCAACAAUGUAUGAUGUUAUUAGCUUUGUCUUUCUUUUUCUUUUUUUUCAAACCGUAAACAAAUUAGAUUUCUGAGCAACAUCUAAUACGGGAUAAGGCCUUUUAAUCAGUUGUGUUAAGGUUGCAAGGUGCUUAAAGCAUUCAGUGCAACUUGUUGCAACUUGUGAACAAACUGUACCUGAUGUGAAAUAAAUGUAAAUA